GCGGCAAAGCCGCCGCUCGCGCUGCGGGCAGGAGGCUCCAGGAGGCUCGUGCGUGUGCGGGUUUGCGCCCCUACCGCCGGGUGCGGGCGGAGGUGCGGCGGGCGCGGGACCCCUUUCUUCGCCGGAGCAGCUGGGUAGCGGGGGGCCGCCUGGAGCAGUUGGGGAGCCGCUCGCUCUUCUCCGGGUGGGCAGCGCUCGCCCAUUGUGCCGCCCAGAUGAAGCUUCCCCUCUGCAGCAUCCAUUGCACCUUUCCCGUUCCCCAUCCCCUUGCUACAGCGUGCCCCCUAGCUUCGGCGCUCGGGCGCCGUCCGCCCUCGCGGUGCUGGACGGGAACCCGGGCGGGGAAGCAGCCGUCCUACCCGACGUGGCCGACCUGUCCCAGAGCCGAGUAGUCGAUCCCCAGCUAGACGAGGCGCCCUAAGACCACCCAGCCUCAUUCUAUCGCUGUCUAUGUACAUGUGCCCUGGAUUAUAAUUUAAUUUUGCCUUAGGUGUUAGAUUCACCUAUUAGCUAAGUCUUAUUUCGGUCCUGUAAUUGAUGCAGUUGAUUUACAGGUUAUUCAGCCCGUCUGAUGUUUAAUUUGUAUGGUGAACUGUUACAGAGGUUGCUCUCAAGAUGCCGUUAGUGAAGAGAAACAUCGAUCCGAGGCACUUGUGCCACACAGCGCUGCCUAGAGGCAUUAAGAAUGAACUGGAAUGUGUAACCAAUAUUUCCUUGGCAAAUAUAAUUAGACAACUAAGUAGCCUAAGCAAAUAUGCUGAAGACAUAUUUGGGGAAUUAUUCAAUGAAGCACAUAGUUUUUCCUUCAGAGUUAACUCAUUACAAGAACGUGUGGACCGUUUAUCUGUCAGUGUUACACAACUUGAUCCUAAAGAAGAAGAAUUGUCUUUGCAAGAUAUAACGAUGAGAAAAGCUUUCCGAAGUUCUACAAUUCAAGAUCAGCAGCUUUUUGACCGCAAGACCUUGCCUAUUCCCUUACAGGAGACAUACGAUGUUUGCGAGCAGCCUCCACCUCUCAAUAUACUCACUCCUUAUAGAGAUGAUGGUAAAGAAGGUUUGAAAUUUUAUACCAAUCCUUCAUAUUUCUUUGAUCUGUGGAAAGAAAAAAUGUUGCAAGAUACAGAGGAUAAGAGGAAGGAAAAGAGGAAGCAGAAGGUAUUACAAGAGAUUCCAAAAACUGAACAGAAAAAUCUAGAUCGUCCUCAUGAACCGGAAAAAGUGCCGAGAGCACCUCAUGACCGGCGGAGAGAGUGGCAGAGGCUGGCCCAGGGCCCGGAGCUGGCCGAAGACGACGCUGCGCUCUUACAUAGGCACACCGAAGUGGCUGGUGGCCCAGCCUCUCAUUUUGAAACAAGACCGCAGACAUAUGUGGAUCACAUGGAUGGCUCUUACUCCCUCACUGCCUUGCCGUUUAGUCAGAUGAGUGAGCUGCUGACUAGAGCUGAAGAAAGGGUGUUGGUCAGACCCCAUGAGCCCCCGCCACCCCCACCAGUGCAUGGGGCAGGAGACGCGAAACCCACGCCCACCUGCCUCAGUUCUGCUACAGGUUUGAUAGAAAAUCGCCCUCAGUCACCAGCUACAGGCAGGACACCUGUGUUCGUGAGCCCCACUCCCCCACCUCCUCCCCCACCUCUCCCAUCUGCCUUGUCGACUUCUUCACUAAGAGCGUCGAUGACUUCGACGCCCCCCCCACCGGUGCCUCCCCCCCCUCCCCCUCCAGCCGCCGCCCUGCAGGCCCCAGCAGUGCCGCCCCCUCCAGCCCCUCUUCAGAUCGCCCCCGGAGUUCUUCACCCAGCUCCUCCCCCCGUCGCCCCUCCUCUGGUACAGCCCUCUCCGCCGGUAGCUAGAGCUGCCCCAGUGUGUGAGGCUGUGCCAGUUCACCCACUCCCACAGGGCGAAGCCCAGGGGCUGCCCCCGCCCCCGCCCCCGCCCCCUCUGCCUCCCCCUGGCAUCCGACCCUCAUCACCUGUCACAGCUGCAGCUCUUGCUCACGCCCCCUCCGGGCUACAUGCAGCUCCACCUAGUGCCCCGGGUCCCCAGGUCCCAUUAAUGCCCCCGUCGCCCCCGUCACAAGCUGUACCUGCUUCUGAGCCAAAGCGCCAUCCGUCAACGCUGCCUGUCAUCAGCGACGCCAGGAGUGUCCUACUGGAAGCAAUACGAAAAGGUAUUCAGCUACGCAAAGUAGAAGAGCAGCGCGAACAGGAAGCUAAACAUGAACGCAUUGAAAACGACGUUGCCACCAUCCUGUCUCGCCGCAUCGCUGUGGAGUACAGUGACUCAGAGGAUGACUCGGAAUUUGAUGAGGUGGACUGGCUGGAGUAAGAAAGCGCGUUGGUAAAAACUGCACUGAAUGCACAUGUCCUUUGUGGUGCUUGUCCUUUGAGAAUGUUUGUCAUUCCAGUGUUUUGCUUUCUUUUCCUUAUGAUAAAUAACCCUUUUCCUCCAUAAUUUUUGAUUUCUAGGAAGAAUAUUAGCAUACAUUUCAAACUAAAUGUUUGACAGUGGCUUAUCUUUUUUAUUUUUCCCUGAAAAGACAUAAUUUUCAAAUAAACCACUAAGUAUUAAGCAUGGACAGCUGUUGUUAGAAUAGCAAAUUCAGUUUUUUGAUAUAUCUUAAUUGUGCGCUUUGUGAAUUUAAUUUAAAGAAAGCAACUGAGAUUUUGAGGGCAGCUGUAUCUGUAAUGAGCCUUAUUCCAUUUCCUGAUGUUUUAACAGAAGAAACACUGCAUUGAUAGUAAGAAUACACUCAGAAAGUACAGUAAGCUUGUAGUUUGAAUUCUCUUAAAGGAAUGCUUGAAUUUUUUAAAUUAAUGUUUUAUUGUUUUUAAAACUUGCCUUAUUUGAAUGUUUAGCAGUAUUCCCUUCCCACUUAUAUAUUGUGUGGUACAAUUUUGCCUGCCUAUAAGAAUUUUAAAAAUUUCCAUGUGAAAUACUCUGAUAUAAAUAUACAUGUAACUUACAUAACUGUUAAGAAUAACAGUCUGGUUUAAUAAAUGGUUCAUUUAAAGGUU
Molecule: messenger RNA, 3011 nt
Organism: Manis pentadactyla (Chinese pangolin)
Lineage: Eukaryota; Metazoa; Chordata; Mammalia; Pholidota; Manidae
Gene: WASF1
Product: WASP family member 1
Exons: 9
Coding region: 616-2322 (568 amino acids)
Biological process (GO): positive regulation of Arp2/3 complex-mediated actin nucleation; actin cytoskeleton organization
Cellular component (GO): lamellipodium; SCAR complex; cytoskeleton
Molecular function (GO): Arp2/3 complex binding; protein kinase A regulatory subunit binding; actin binding
Source: RefSeq, a predicted model, not a curated record